AUGGCUAGCACCAGCAUGGACUAUGAAGGUGCCAAUGGCGACCGAUAUGAAGAUGAGACGCAUCGGUACGACCGCGACAAUCGCAGUGCCUCUCCCCGUCCCCUCCGCGACGAACCCGAGGGAGGUCGUCGACGCUCUGCCUCCCCUCCCGGCAACGGCGAUCAUGUUUCCAAAGACGAUGCGGCUUCAAAGGGUGGCGAUGAUGAUGGCGCGGUCAAUCCUGGCUCCAAUCUCUUCGUUACUGGCAUCCAUCCUCGCCUAAGUGAAUCCGAGGUUACCCGGCUCUUUGAAAAGUAUGGGGAGGUUGAGAAAUGCCAAAUUAUGCGCGAUCCUCACACCAAAGAAUCUCGGGGGUUUGGCUUCGUUAAAAUGGUCACCUCCGACCAAGCCGACGCGGCCAAGGAGGGCCUGCAGGGGGAGCAGAUUGAUGGCCGCACUCUGAGCAUCGAAAAGGCUCGCCGCGCCCGUCCUCGUACUCCGACCCCGGGCAAGUACUUUGGUCCGCCUAAGCGUGAUGGUCGGGGUGGGCGCUUUAACGAUCGCUAUCGCGACGAGCGUCGCGGUGGCUACGGUGGCGGCAGCGGAUACUACGGACGCGAUGACCCCUACCGCUACCGCGGCGGCGGCGGUGGCGGUGGCAGCGGCAAUGACCGACGGUAUGAUGACCGUGGUGGUUAUCGUGAGGAUCGGGGGUACGAUCGUACGUAUCGGGACGAUCGAGGGGGCUAUGGUCGAGAGCGUGAGGAAGGCUACGGCCGCGUUGACCGCUACGGAAGUGGCCGCGAAGACCGCUAUCGCGAAGACCGUUAUCGUGAUGACCGUCGGGGCGGCCCAGGUUAUGAGCGCGACAGAUAUGAGCGGACCGCUGAACGCGAUGCCCCUCGCACCCGCGAUGCGCCCUCGAGCGGCGCUGGCUAUGGUGAUUCAGCUGCUGGUCGCUCUGAAGGACGUGAGCCUUACGGAUCAGGUUUGAGCUGCAAAUGA
Messenger RNA from Sodiomyces alkalinus F11, 984 nucleotides. RefSeq names its product RNA-binding domain-containing protein. Gene Ontology annotation, biological process: positive regulation of mRNA splicing, via spliceosome. Gene Ontology annotation, cellular component: spliceosomal complex. NCBI's taxonomy places the organism in Eukaryota, Fungi, Ascomycota, Sordariomycetes, Glomerellales, Plectosphaerellaceae. Gene Ontology annotation, molecular function: RNA binding. The transcript has 4 exons. The record is from RefSeq and is a predicted model, not a curated record. Bases 1 to 984 code for a protein of 327 amino acids.